Molecule: messenger RNA, 579 nt
Organism: Camellia sinensis
Lineage: Eukaryota; Viridiplantae; Streptophyta; Magnoliopsida; Ericales; Theaceae
Molecular function (GO): catalytic activity
Source: RefSeq, a predicted model, not a curated record
AUGAGGGGCUUGGGAAGGCUAGUUAAAAGAAGAAGAAUCAAGAAGGUGCUUUUUGAUAAUAAGGUGGACAUGGUGUUCCUGCAGGAGACCAAGAAAUCUGACAUCAAUACAGAGGUAGUUAGGUCUAUUUGGGCAGGAGAGAUGAUGGAUUUCAUGUCCGUGGAUUCAGAUGGAGCUGCUGGAGGUUUACUUUGUGUGUGGAAUCCAGAAAUGUUUCAAAUUAAGGAUUGCCGCUACACAAAAAAUUUCAUUCUCUUAGCAGGUACGCUUUAUCAAAGUUUUGGGUGUGUUUUGGUGAAUGUUUAUGGUCCUAAUGAUGUAGUAAAAAGAAGGAAGGUGUGGGAUAUUUUGUUAAAUAUUAAAUCAGGGUUUCCAAACCCUUGGUGUCUGGGGGGAGAUUUUAAUGACAUCAGGAUUAUUUCAGAAAGACAGGGUUAUUCUAGAAGGGAUAGGGGGAUGAGGGAGUUUAAUGCAAUGAUUGACCAAUUGGAGCUAGUUGAUUUACCAAUGUUUGGGAGGAAAUUCACCUGGAGUAAUUCACAGGGAGGGGAGAGGUGGAGUAGGUUAGAUUCCUUGUAA